CACUAUUCGAAUAUCCCCCUACCCUGCCUCCUUUUCCGAUGAGAAUCGUGCUAGAGAAUUCCAAUAAGUUAAUGCUACGUUGAGUAGCGGUCCUAUUUCAAUGACGUUUGCAAUAACAGUUUCUCCGAGACUAAACAGUGCUAUAUAUGAUUGCCACAUCAACUUAUUUCCUUUCAGAUAACCAUUGGCUCUCUCGGCGAAUUAUUUUUUGUGAAGUGAAAGCGUCAUUCAAUCCACACUGAUCUAAGCAGAAUUGAUAAAGGGAAGUUAGAAUAAAAUUUUUAGCAGUACUUUUAGCAAGAAAAAUGGCGAAAUUGACGUGUUUUCUCGUUCUGGUCGUGGUAGUUUUGGUGUGCGCUGAAGCUAUUCGAAUUGAUCCAGUUCAGCCAGCUUCCAGCAGGCGUGGAAAGUACUUUCCAGAGAUUACGAGGAAUGAUCCAAGAUGCAAAAAUGGAACAGGAAUGUUCCCAGACCCGAAAGAUUGCACGAAGUACAUCAAAUGCGUAAAUGGUGACAGCCAAGAAAAGAAGUGCCCUGAGGACUUCAAGUAUGAUUCUAUCAGACACUGUAUCCCUCCAGAUGAUAAUCCAGACUGCGGAAGGAAAACACUUAGAAGUCAUUUGGAUGUGGAUGAAAAGUGCCCAGAAUCCUAUGGAAUUUUCCCAGUAAAGUCUGACUGCCACAAAUUCAUGGUCUGCAAUGACGGCAUUCCAAUUAUUAAGACUUGUCCUGAGAAGUAUGUCUAUAGAGAUGCUAAUGGUGCUUGCAUCGAGGGGGAUAAAUGUCCUGAUGAAGCAAGUGAGGAAUCUGUAUGCAAAAGAGCAAACCAACUUUUACCUGAUGGGUUGAACUGUCGAAGGUACAUAAAAUGUGUCAACUUCCAGCCAUUAAAGAAAGAGUGUCCACCUGGAACGGCCUUUGAUCCCAAAAAGCACAGAUGCACCAAAGAUCAGCUGGAACAAUGCAAAAAUAAUGACAUUUUGAAUAAUGUUGAAUAAGAUGAAUAAAAAAGUGGCAAGUGCAAAUAAAAGUUAAUAAAAAGGACCUGCGCUUAUUUGUUGGCAUUAAUAUUUUAUAUCUGUUGGUUAGAUCAAAUCAGUGUGAACAUUAGAUUGUUUGAAAAUAUAGCAUUUGAUUGUAAAAUAUAAAUAAAGUAGGAAUUUUACUUUA
Molecule: messenger RNA, 1170 nt
Organism: Argiope bruennichi
Lineage: Eukaryota; Metazoa; Arthropoda; Arachnida; Araneae; Araneidae
Product: protein obstructor-E-like
Exons: 4
Coding region: 306-998 (230 amino acids)
Cellular component (GO): extracellular region
Molecular function (GO): chitin binding
Source: RefSeq, a predicted model, not a curated record